Molecule: messenger RNA, 1083 nt
Organism: Aspergillus alliaceus
Lineage: Eukaryota; Fungi; Ascomycota; Eurotiomycetes; Eurotiales; Aspergillaceae
Exons: 1
Coding region: 273-938 (221 amino acids)
Source: RefSeq, a predicted model, not a curated record
AGACAAUUGUCUCGCCCCCUUUUUCUUCAUUCGUUCGGUCUCAGCGCAAGAGGGUCUUGCAAGCUGACAUGCAUCCCGCAAAUUCCUCUCUCCAAACUUGAGCCAUUCGCUCGAGACUUCUAGAUUUGCCGCAGCUGGUUCGAUGCAACCAUGGAUAUCUAUAAAGGGCGUUCGGGUUGCUUCUCAUUCAUGCUCUUCCACCGCAGUUCUCUCUUCUCACUUGCACACUCAGCUCCAUUAACCACCUUCGUAGAGAAUCUAUCAUUCUCACCAUGUUCUCCACCAUCUUGACCAGCUUUUUGGCUCUGUCCUCCUCCGCGACCGCCCGGACUGUGGAAACACGAUCUCUAGCGCCUCGCUCCAUCACUCCCCCGGAGGGCUGUCCCAUCCCGACCUGGAAGAUCGAUAACUUUCGCUGGUUUAACGGCUCCCAUAGCUUGGACUGCAUCCAUAGCGACGUCGACAGGAACGCCAAGGGCUGUCUCUGUGGCCGGGGAUGGUGCGAGCCCAACCCAGACACCUGCAACGGUUCCAUGGUGAAUGUCUGCUGGACAGGCAUGCCGAACUACGAGCCCUGGGGCUAUGGCCCUGCCCAGACACUGGACAUCCAUUUUGAGGACGGUCUGCGCUGCGCCGACACCUACAUUGGUUACCGUAUUCACGAUAUUGCACAUGGCGAGACCAACUGCGGAUAUGCGGACCGCGGUAUGGGCCGGAUCGUGUCCUUCUACGGCAGCUCCAACGAGGCCACCUCGACCGGUCAUAUGGACUACCAGUUGGGCAAUGGCCAUGCACUGGAAUGCGCCAAUGGCAGCAAGAUCACCUAUUCGGGUAGCACCGAUUUCACCUUGAACUGUAUCCAUGACGAGUUCUUCAAUGCCACUUGCACGGCGGCGCCCUUUGAGAUCCCCAUCCUCAGUUACUCCUGGGCCAAUUAAAUCACGGUGAAACCCACUUCGGUUGGGCCCGUCUGUGUGUAGCAGCGACGUUAAGUAUCCCACUGCGGCGGGUGUCGAGAUUGUCCGUGGACGCUGUCGUUACGUUACCUUCGCUUGAAUGGUUUCCCGGUCCCUUGGGGUGACC